Messenger RNA from Cryptosporidium ubiquitum, 2376 nucleotides. RefSeq lists its product as uncharacterized. Bases 1 to 2376 code for a protein of 791 amino acids. The transcript has a single exon. The record is from RefSeq and is a predicted model, not a curated record. Lineage: Eukaryota; Apicomplexa; Conoidasida; Eucoccidiorida; Cryptosporidiidae.
AUGAACAGUUCAAGGAAUGGACCAUUCAAUAAUAAAGAUAAAAACUUGGAUUUAAAAAUUAACUUAGCAAAUAAUAAAUCAAUAUCUCCAGAAUCAUUUUUAAAAAUGGAUGAUAAUGAAAGCAAUGAAUUAAUUCAUGGAUAUAAUUCUUUGGAUGAUUAUAAAUCAUCAGAUUUUUUGAAAUCGAGAAAAUUCAGUUUUAGUAGUGAUAUUAAUAAAGAUAAUUUCCAUAAUAAAGAAAGCAAUAAAAAUUCGAGUAAUUCUAAAAAAAAAAAUAAUAAUGAAUCAAUAACUGAAUUUAUUAACCAUAAACUUCAAGAUCACUUUGAAAAUAUUAACCAUUUUGAAAAGAUUAAAUUUUUAAUUUCUAGUAAUUUUGCUUUUGAAUGUAUUCGAAAAUUGAACACUCUUCCUCCAAUAAGGAUAUAUGAGCUUUGGAAAAGCACACCAAUGGAGAUCAAACAAGUAUUAUUCAAUACUUUUUUAAUAAUUUUAACAAAUCGUAUUAGAAUUUGGUCCAAUAUAGACACGAAACAAAAAGAUUACUUUAUUUUAUGGGGUUGUAAUUAUUUAAAUCAAAUAGGUGAUUAUUUAUCAAUACCAGAGAUAAUAAUAGAAAAAAUGAUUAAAAUAUACUAUUUAAAUGUAGAUGACCAAAAUUCAGAGAAUUUUUCAGAUUUAAAGCCAUUAAAAGACUGUUUGAUUGAAUAUUGUAAUAAUGAAUUACAACCAAAAGUCAAUAUUUUAUUUAAUGAAUAUAAUAAUAUCAAUAAUAAUGUUAGGUCAAAAAUGAUAAUAAAGCAGAAUAAAGAUUUAAAUGCUGAAUCAUUUUUAUUUCUAAGAAAUAAUAGUGCAUUUGAAGUUUUAUAUAAAGGUAGUGAGUGGAGUAUUAAUAAAAAUUCAAGAACUUGUUCAUUAAAUAAUAGAUUAUCCUUGGGAAUGACAGAUUUACCAUUAAAUUCCCCAAAUGAUUUCUAUAAUAACUUAAAAUUAUUUAAUAGUAAUAACAUCAAUUACAAGAAUAAUAUUAAUACGAAAGUAAAUGACCGUAGAAGAAAAACUUGGCACUCAGGUAUUAGUAAGCUGGAAUAUAUAUUAGAUGAACAAGCACCAAACUCCUUUUUAAUAAUUAUAUUAUCAUUUUUAAGACUUCAUGCAAUAGAUGGAAUAUUGAAUUCACGUACCUUGUCAAUUCUUCAAGAAAUAUAUCUUGUAUUAAACAAUAAUAACGAGUAUUAUAAAUCAUCAUUAUUAAUAUUUGAUUCACUUCAAAUGUUAACAUUUAAUGAUAUUAAGAAGACUGAGCUUAAAUGUGAUACCAAAAGUCUUGAAAAAGGUUGGAAUAAAUCAAUGAGAUAUUUAAAAGUAGCAGGUGCAACAAUUGUAGGUGGUGCUGUAUUGGCAGCAGCUACAACAAUUGCAGCUCCAGGUAUUAUUGCUGGUUUGGGCACAUUAGGAUUAGUAUUUCCUGGUAUUUUUGGAACAGCUGUUACUGCUGGAACAAGUGCUGCUACAAUAUCAGCAGUAGCUGGAGUAGGUGGAGCAGGACUUUCAGGAUGGAAAAUGAGUAGAAGGGAAUCUCCAUUACAAGUUUUUAGUUUUCAUCAAAUUGGAAAAAAUCAUGAUAAAUGCGGCCUUCUUCCAAUUUUAAUUGGUAUUAGUGGUUGGCUUAGGAAUAGUAACGAUAUAUUUGUACCGUGGGAGAUUGCUUUUAAUGGUGUUGAGUGGAUGGAAACUUAUGCUAUAGAAUUUGAACCUGAAGUAUUAUCUAAGUUAGGUAAUUCAAUAGCCGUAACCAUGUCACAAGAUCUUGCAAUCUUUGCUGGUAAAGCUAUUUUACUUCAAACUGUUGUCGGUACUUUAACAGCUGCUUUAUCUUGGCCCAUAACCAUUAUGCAAUAUGCAGCAACUCUUGAUAAUACUUGGUCAGUAUCAAGACAAAAAACUGAAAAAGCUGCAAUUAUUCUUGCAGAUGUUUUAUGUUCAAUAGAAAUUACAGGAAAUAGACCUAUUAAGCUUGUCGGCUAUAGUAUGGGUGCUAGACUUAUAUACUUAGCAUUACAAAUCAUGUAUGAUCGUAAACAAUUUAAUAAAAUUCAAGAUGUUGUAUUAUUAGGAUUACCAUCAUCUUUAAAUACUAAAAAUUGGAUUAAAGCCAGGUGUGUAGUUUCAAAUCGCUUGAUUAAUGUAUUUUCAAGGUCUGAUUGGGUUCUUGCAUUUUUUUACAGAUACAUGCAAUGGGGGUUCCAUGUUGCAGGUAUUUCACCUGUAAAUAUUGCUAGCAUUGAAAAUUAUGAUGUUACGGGAAUGAUUACUUCUCAUGAUCAAUAUCCUGACAAAAUUCGUGAAAUUUUAUAUUAUAUCAACUUUUUUUAG